Molecule: messenger RNA, 1210 nt
Organism: Drosophila willistoni
Lineage: Eukaryota; Metazoa; Arthropoda; Insecta; Diptera; Drosophilidae
Gene: loj
Product: transmembrane emp24 domain-containing protein B
Exons: 5
Coding region: 225-950 (241 amino acids)
Biological process (GO): intracellular protein transport; endoplasmic reticulum to Golgi vesicle-mediated transport; Golgi organization
Cellular component (GO): COPII-coated ER to Golgi transport vesicle; Golgi apparatus; endoplasmic reticulum
Source: RefSeq, a predicted model, not a curated record
UAUUGUUGUUGUUUAUUGUGCAAACAUAUCGUUUAUUUAACCAUUCAAAUUGUUUAUUUGUCAAAUAGAAUACAAUAUAUUGAGCCCGGCUAAAUAUUUGUCUAAAAAUUAAGCCAUUUGAUGUGAGAGAGUAAGAACUAUACAGUUCGAGACCGAGACGCACAAUUCGAAUAUAAAUAUAGAGAGAAAGUGAGGCUGAGACACACCGCGGAAAAGAUACAAAAAUGAGAUUGACGUGGCAAAGAAGAGAUGAUGGAUUAAGCAUUUAUCUAUUGUUGACAAUUUGUUUCAUAUUAUGCGGAUAUUUAAUCGAUACGAGUUGCGGCCAAGAGGCCCAACAACCAUGGUAUGAGAAUUUACCAGCCGUGGCCAUGGACUACAAGGUCCACAUCGAUGCUGGCAAGGAAGACUGCUAUCAUCAGUAUGUCCAAGCGGGUGCAACAUUCUAUGUGUCAUUCAGUGUUGUUCGUGGUGGCGAUGGCAUGGCUGGCUUUGCUGUGCGUAAUCCAGCUGGCGAAAUCGUCAAGCCAUAUCAAUGGCAGGCUACAGCCGAUUAUACAGAUCAAGUGUCACCGGGUGGCUAUUAUUCCGUUUGCAUUGACAAUCAAUUUUCGCGAUUUGCCGGCAAAUUGGUUAAUAUCUAUAUAACCGUUGUCAAAUAUGAUGCAUGGGAUAAAUAUGCCAAGGAAAUUGAGCAACUUCAACUGAAUAUGCAAAACUUUACGGCCACCAUUGGCACUGUAGAGCGUAAUAUAAAUGAUAUGUUGGGCUAUCAGGCUCAUAGUAGACAUCGGGAAGCCAGAGAUUAUGCCUUACUAUUGGAUAAUAAUUCCUAUAUACAAACAUUCUCGGUUAGCCAAAUUGUUGUCAUAUUAAUCACUUGCUCUAUACAGGUGUUCUUUGUGCGCAAAUUAUUUGAUGUCAAAUCGAAUUCCAAGAGUCGCAUUUAAAUUGAUUUCUAUGGAUUUUUUUUUACCUACCCCACAACUACUUUUACUUUCCACUCCACCCGAUUCCAAGACAUUUCAUGAAUUAUUUUUUAUUACAUUUUUUUUUAUACUAACCUGCUCAAGGUUUUAUGUAGAUUUGGCAAACAGAACAAGUGCAACAAACUAACUAGACUUUUUCAUUCAAACGUAAUGUGAUAAGUGUACAUUUGUCUGUGUGAAGUUUUUUUUCUAUUAAACUGAACAAUUGAUGUUAAUUAAAA